UUAAUGGGCUCCAGAUGAGGAAUAACGGUGCCCACUGAAAUCUAAAAAGAGAAAUAUCAAUGUUUUUCUUGGGAUGACCAGUCCUGUGCGUCAGUGGUAUCAUUCGGAGGGGGUUCAUGUCACUGUUUUCUUGUGAAUGGUUGCACGCAGGGAGCAUCGCUGAUUGCCAAUAUCCUCCGCUUUGUGCUUGUCAGUGACGAUGUCAGGCCGUGACCAGACAUGCUCAUCAGCUUGCCGAUCAACUCAGUACUUCCUCUGUUGUCAUUAACUCUCUCUACGCUUUGGAUCCUGCUGACAUGUUAUGGCAAAGCCAGGAUUGUCACUCUGUUCCACAAAUGCAAACAUGAUCAGGUUGCUAAUUUUAGGUACAACAUGCGAGCUGAAGGUUUUUGAGAUGAAGAGAGGCCAUUAGGAGGAAGGUAUUUUCUGUGCAGUCUCCAUGGAGCCAAGGAUCAACCUGGUGGAGCCCGUGGGCCUGUGCACCAGUGUGGCCUUACAGCGACUCAGCAGCGCCAUCGAGGAUGAGCUCAAGUCCCACCAGGCCACCCUCUGCCGGGGCCGGACUCCACGGUGGCCCCCGAGCUGUGCCCUGUCAACCAACGGCGUCCUGCACUGGAGCAGCACCCUCCUGAUGAUCACGGCGGCCAUCCUGACGAUUAUUGCUGCGGCGUUCUCCCAGGACAGGUCCUCGGUGCUGGAGUCUGCUGUCCUUGUGUUCCUGGUGGUGGUCAAUGUGUGUGUAGUGAGGUGGGACAGUCACCUGAGGAAAAUGGAGAUAGUAAACCACACCAAAGAUGUCCUGCACAAACUGAGAGAGCUUAUAGCAAGUGAAAUCCACUGGCCGACAGAAGUCUACUCCUCAUUGUUCCAACCUACCACCCAGUCCAUCACUGAGCAGUGGACGUACCGUGAUGGUCACCUAGUCAAUCUGCCGACCCCGCUGCUAGUCAAGGAUGACGUCAUCCUGUUGAAGCCCGGUCAAGCUUCCCCAGCCACAGUCUGCAGUUUUGAUGAUCACAGUGUUGAGUUACAGAAAGGCCAAACAUACCGGAAGACGGCCUUUGGAGCCUGCAAUGGCCCUGUAGCCCGCCAGGCUCUGAAACCGGUCAAGUUCAUCGUGCUCGAAACCUUAUACAUACCCCACCUGAGGGCCUGUUUACAACGGGACAAUGGCAGGCCGUCUCCGGUGCUGGAGGUGAAACGUACCGUGUGUGUCGGCAUCGCCGAGAGAUGGGUGCUACCCAUUAUGUUGGGAGCAUCGCUGAUUGCCAAUAUCCUCCGCUUUGUGCUUGUCAGUGAUGAUGUCGGACCGUGGACAGACAUGCUCAUCAGCUUGCCGAUCAACACAAUACUCCCUCUGUUGUCGUUAACCCUCCCUAUGUUCUGGAUCCUGAUGACGAGUUACGGCAAUGCCAGGAUUGUCACUCUGUUCCACAAAUGCAAACAUGAUCAGACUGAAGUGACAGAGUUCCCCGAUGACAAGAUUGGCGAAAGCGCUAAAGUCAAGGACAAGAAACUUUCCUUGCGAGAACUUUUUGAGCAUUUUGUCUCAGCGUUUUUUGGUCCGUCCAGCCACUUACCUCGGUCAGCUAGUCUGCUGUACGGCCUGGGCACUAUGACGUCCCUGUGCUGUGUGGACAAGCGAGGCAUCCUGUCCUACCCGGACCCCACUAUCGAGAAGGUUUUCUUCAUGAGCAGCCUGAGAGAUGACAGGGAGGCGUCUGAUUCCGACAGUGAUUCAGACGUCUUCACCAACUCCCAGGAGCAGAUUCUCGGCAGCAACGGGCACGGAGGGAAGAAGGGUGUGACUAUAGCAUCCCAGGAGAAGAAUCUGGACAACGAAGACUACUUUCCUGAGUAUCACACUGAAGUUUUGACGCUAUCUUUGGACUCCACACAAAAUCCAACAAGCCUGCAGUUUGAUGAAACCAACUGGGAGAGGCACAUCACCUCACUGAAGCCCAUGGGUUUGAAUAUUCUCCUGAACACCUGUAAUCCAGACACAGUGGAGAGGUAUAGCCACCUGUUCAAUCACGUGCACAGCAUUGCCAAUUCGGAGGACACCACCCAACCAGCAUGGGUAGCACACAGGAGAUGUAUGUGUCAGCUGGCUUACCUCAUAGGAUUCACUGAUCAAGCCACACAGAUGUAUGAGAUGGAGCAGCAGCUGGCAUUAUAUCAACCUGUGCAUAUCGAUUCUGAAGAGAGCCAUGGUCGCCACGCACACAAGACCCGGUCGUUUAUUAAGAAGCGCACCCCGAUUCCGCACAUUAUGUCUGUCCUCACGAAUGAUUCAAGAGGGGGAAACAGUCAGUUGUUGACAGAGGGUACUGCAGAACUGGUACUCAGCCUGUGCACAGACUUCUGGGAUGGCUCUGACCUUUGCCCCCUAGACGACAAUGACAGGAAGAAGAUACUGGAUUUCUACCAGCGUGCCACCCUGUCUUCCUACUGCUGUGCCUUUGCCUAUCAGCCCAUGGUGGACUCCAUGCCUAAGUACUUUGAUGACCUUUACAUCGAGCUGCCUGCAGCAGGCAAGAUGGGCAAGCUGAUCCCCGACUUUGAAAAUCUGGGCAUCGCCAGAUCCUCAUGGGAUGUUGACAUGACAGCAGCCCACCAGCACGGUAACAAAGGGCAGGAGACAGAAACAAGGGGGCGGAAGUAUCACAGCCUGGACUCAGCCAUGGAUAAGAUUGGAGACAUCAGGGACACUGACGACUGCUUCCGAGCCCAGUGUGGUCAGAUCUUUAUUGGCAUGGUGGCCAUGAACUACCAGGCUAAGUCAGACAUUGUCGCACUGAUCGAGAACCUGGACCAUGCCUGCAUCCGCUUCGUGCACUUCUCCAGAGACCAAGAGCUACGGAGUAGAGUUUUCUCUGAAAAGAUGGGCCUGGAGGCGGGCUGGAAUUGCCACAUCUCCCUACAGAGCGAGCACAGCAGCACUGCGUCAAACAAUGGCAUCUCCCGCCAGCACUCGGACCAGUCCUCCUCCUUGAAGAGCAACCCCUCCAGGAGGAGCGUGGAUGCAGCCACCGCCCUCACAACGGACCACUCAAAAGAGAUCCAGGCCGAUGUCGCAAAUCUGAGAGUCUUUUGGCACGGACAGGAUGGGGAAGUGAAAAGGAGUGGGAGCAAUGCCUCCGCCGACAGGAAAAUUCGAGAGGACUGCAGAGACAAAGUGGGGCUGGGAGGGAAAGAGGUGGGAAGCAAAGCUGGGGGAGGAGAAAACGCCGCUCUCAAGUCGGUGAAGAUCCUUGCGGAAGCAAGUGAUGAUGAUGAGCAUGUCACUGAGACAUCUCGGUUGCUCCCAUCGCCCCCACCUUCAUCUCUGCAUCCUCCUGCUGUCUCCCCAUCCUUGGUACAGAUAAAUGUGCAGUCUCCAAACUCUGAGCAGAAUGACAACGAAUCUUCCGAAGAUGUCACAGCAGGAGAUGCAAAGAGAGAGAGCAAGGAAGAUGAAGAAGAUGAUCAUAAGGAAAUGUCAACUCCUCAUCCAGCUGCUGUUUCGAAGUCUGCAGACAACCUGCUACAGAAGUCAAGUGCUCCCCAUCCUCAUUUUUCGGACUCCUUGCCAGAUGUCCAGGUCUCUGGAGGAGAGAGUAGUGACACCUUGUCGGCCGGCCACCAUGCCCAACACAAAUCCAACCUGGAGGUUCUGACUGAAGAGAUGUCGGUCUCUUGGCGAGCGAGAAACAUCUCAGAGACUCGAACCAUGAGUGAUGACACAGAGACCUUGAGUCAUGUGACGGAAAGUGAGACAGCCGUGGGUUUUGACAUCUCCAACAGGGCCAAACUCCCUCGUGGCAUUGAGAAGAUCAGACCUCACCUUGAGACAGUUGAUAAUGUGCCACUGUUGGUGCCCCUCUUCACGGAUGUCACUCCGGAAACCACACAGGAGAUGUUCAAGAUCAUGCAGACCUACGGGGAAGUGGUGUGCUGCCUAGGGAGCAGUGUCAACCUCCUCAACAUGCCACUCUUUGCACAGGCAGAUAUCAGCCUUGGAGUGGAGCCGCUUUAUCCCCAUGUGUGUCUCCACCGGGACAAACCUGAGCAGCUCUCCUGCAGUAAGCCGUAUUGGCACACCCCGGCCGGUCUUGGUAGCCUCCUUAUCAGUCUGCCCUGCUCGCUGUCAUUCUGGUGCAAUCACAACUUCAGCCUCAUUAGUCUCAUACAAGAGGCGAGGGGUUUGUGCACAGCCCUCAGUACUGUCUUCACCUUCCUGAUGUUCGCCCUGCUGUCGCUGAGUGCAGUCCAGGUCCUCGCCUCCCUCGUCCUCCUGCCUCCUCCGCUGGCUGGCCGCCACGUCCUGUGGCUGGCGGUCAUCAUCGUUCCAUCGCUCUCCAUGUCGUUGUUCCACUCCCAGGUCAACCAUCAGACCAUGACCAGCGCGACGGGCAAGAACCUCAAGCACCGAGAUUCCCAGGUUAUUCAGCUAUAUGUGUUCUACUUUCUGGUUCGGUUUGCCAUCACAAGUUUGAUCACAUUGCUGUGCCACGCCCUCACCCUCCAUGCCUUUUGCCAGAAGACUGCUAUGCCCACCGAGACUUGCCACCUCAUCUUUGGAAACAGAAACUCCUCAUCUCCUUGGAAUGGACUGAGGGCUGAGCAUUCUUCCCAGCUGGUACUUGCCCAGAACUUGCAGGCAUCACUGCUUGUACUGUACUUCAUCAUCACGUCAAUCAGUUAUGUGCACAAUCUGAAACCCUUGUGGAGGAAGCAUCCAUUUACUAAUGGCAUGUGGUGUGCCGUGGUACUGGUCCUACUUGCGCUCCAGAUUAUCUAUUUUGUUUUGGACGUGAGGCUGUGGACAGCAGAUGCAGCCAGUGGUCAAGCGGCCACUCUCUCUGAUGUACCCUUGGCAGUCUGGUUGGUAGCAUUGCUCUGGCCCCUGGUCAUUCUGGUGUUGAACGAGGCAGUCAAGCUCAUUGAAAUCAGAGUAUUUGUCAAAUGGCAGAGGCGGACACAACUUCAGUUUGGCACCAAGCUGGGGAUGAACUCUCCAUUUUAAGCAGGCACAUUGGAGAUACCCGUAUGCACUGGUCUGAACAUUCAGGCCGUUGGGGCCUAAUGUCACUUGACUGCUUUGCAGGAAAUAAAAACAGGUCUGCUUGGCAAAAAUAGAGUACCGAAGCG
This is a messenger RNA of Acanthaster planci (crown-of-thorns starfish), 5133 nucleotides long. RefSeq names its product transmembrane protein 94 (gene tmem94). Lineage: Eukaryota; Metazoa; Echinodermata; Asteroidea; Valvatida; Acanthasteridae. The record is from RefSeq and is a predicted model, not a curated record. Gene Ontology annotation, molecular function: nucleotide binding.